This is a messenger RNA of Neogale vison (American mink), 1205 nucleotides long. RefSeq names its product apolipoprotein A5 (gene APOA5). Gene Ontology annotation, cellular component: chylomicron; high-density lipoprotein particle; blood microparticle. Gene Ontology annotation, biological process: cholesterol homeostasis; positive regulation of lipid biosynthetic process; triglyceride homeostasis. The transcript is spliced from 4 exons. Gene Ontology annotation, molecular function: cholesterol binding; phospholipid binding; phosphatidylcholine-sterol O-acyltransferase activator activity. NCBI's taxonomy places the organism in Eukaryota, Metazoa, Chordata, Mammalia, Carnivora, Mustelidae. The record is from RefSeq and is a predicted model, not a curated record. The coding region runs from base 102 to 1205 and encodes 367 amino acids.
GACCCGAAAGUGAAAUCGCUGGAUUGUAUGGCGAUUCUAACUAAUCCUAACUAAUUCAAACCACACCUGAAAAAAAGAAGAGAGAGAAUACAACAGCAAGCAUGGUUGCGGUUCUGACCUGGGCUCUGGCUCUGCUCUCAGUGUUUGCAACUGUCCAGACACAGAAAGGCUUUUGGGACUACCUCAGCCAGAGCAGCAGGGACAAAGGCAAGACCGCGCGGGUCCAGCAGCAGAAGCUGGCAUGGGAACCCAUGAGCCUGAAAGACAGCCUUGAGCAAGACCUCAGCAAUUUGGACAAGUUUCUGGACAAGCUGGGGCCUCUCAGCGGGCAGGCGAGGGAGCCUCCCCGGCUCCCACACGACCCUGUGGGCAUGCGGCAGCAGCUGCAGGAGGAGCUGGCGGAGGUGAGGGCGCGCCUGGAGCCCUACAUGGUGGAGGCGCACCAGCAAGUGGGCUGGAAUCUGGAAGGCUUGCGGCAGCAGCUGAAGCCCUAUACCGUGGAGCUGAUGGAGCAGGUGGCACUGCGCGUCCAGGAGCUGCAGGAGCAGUUGCGCGUGGUCGGAGAGGGCACCAAGGCUCAGUUGCUGAGCGGCAUGGACGAGGCGCGGGGCCUGCUGCAGGAGCUGCAGAACCGCGUGGUUCAUCACACCGGCCGCGUCAAGGAGCUCUUCCACCCCUAUGCCCAGCGUCUGGUGACCGGCAUCGGGCGCCACGUCCAGGAGCUGCACCGCAGCGUGGCUCCACAUGCCGUAGCCAGCCCCGCGCGCCUCAGCCGCUGCGUGCAGACGCUCUCGCGCAAGCUCACGGUUAAGGCCGAGGCUCUGCACGCGCGCAUCCAGCAGAAUUUAGACCAGCUGCGGGACGAGCUCAGCGCUUUUGCCGGAGCUGGCGGUGACGGUGCGGAGGAAGGGGCCAACCCCGACCCCCAGAUGCUGUCCCAGGAGGUGCGCCAGCGACUCCAGGCUUUCCGCCACGACACCUUCCUGCAGAUCGCCGACUUCACCCGUGCCAUUGACCAGGAGACGGAGGAGGUUCAGCUGCAGCUGGCACCGCCCCCGCCAGGUCACAAUGCCUUCGCUCCAGAGUUUCUCCAAGCUGAGAGCAGCGAGGCCGGGAGCAAGCUGCAGGCCCGUCUGGAAGACCUGUGGGAAGACAUCAACUACAGCCUUCAUGACCGUGGUCUUCGUCAUCUAGAAGAGCCCUGA